AUGGUGAACUACGGAGGCGAUGAAGUCUCUGCUUUGGUUGUCGAUAUUGGGUCUUCGUCCGUACGCGCUGGAUAUGCAGGAGAUGAUACACCAAAAGCAAUCAUUCCAACAUCAUAUGGGUACAUCCCCAAACUUCCAGAUACAGAUGUAGACAUGUCCGACAGUACACAAGAAAACGCACCUCAGGCGGAGAACUCGAGAUUUGCCAAAAUAUUUGUCGGUCAAAAUGGUCCCUCGGUAUGGAGGAGUGGGAUGGAAAUAGGGAAUCCUAUUGUGGAAGGACUCAUCCAUGAUUUUGCACCAAUAAAACCACUUAUUGACCAUGCACUCAGCAAGGUCAUGCUAAUAAAUCCUUCCGAGCAUCCUAUUCUUGUGACGGAGCCUACGUGGAACACCCCAGCAAACCGAGAGCGCAUGGCGGAAAUUAUGUUCGAAGAAUUCAAUGUACCAGCAUUUUAUAUCGCCAAUACCGGUGUCCUCAACGCAUUUGCAGCAGGAAAGGGAUCUGCUUUGGUUAUUGACAUUGGGCAAUCCAUGGCAAGCGUCACCCCAGUUGUGGAUGGAUUCGUCCUCCGCAAAGGUCUUUCAUACUCUCCACUCCCGAAACUUGUCCAUGCACACGCCCGUCACCUCCUCACCUCGCCCACACAAAUAAGACGGGGCAUCGAUUUAUUGCCUCAUCAAUUAAUUGCGAGUAAAGCUGUCGUAGAUGCAAACGCUCUCCCACAAUUCACCAUUCGUGAAGACAGGAUUGCUGGGACAACUCAAAAGUGGCGCAACUGGGCAGAGACAAGGGAAGUGGACGAGUGGCUGCAAACCAUCGCUGGUGUCCUUGACCAGGGCUGGAACGACCAGCAAGCGGCUUCGAAGCCAAGCCGCCAAUACGAAUUCCCGACUGGUUACAAUACAUUCUUUGGCGCAGAACGAUUCCUAGUUGGCGAACAAUACUUCACACACAACCCACAACUAGUGGCGUCAAAUCCGAACCUACCCAAGACGUUGCCCGCGCUGAUUACAGAGGCACUUCGCGCCUGCGACCCAGAGCUGCGCCAAGUUCUUAUGGGUAACGUCGUCCUGACAGGCGGUGGAAGCCUCUUCUCUGGGCUCGCAGACCGUCUGUCAGCCGAGCUGACGAGAACCUUCCCUCAUACUAAAAUCCACGCGCCAGGCAACCCUAUAGAACGUCGUUAUGGUGGAUGGCUGGGAGGAAGCAUCCUGGCGAGCUUGGGCACGUUCCACCAGCUUUGGAUAAGCAGGGAGGAGUGGCAGGAACACGGAAAGGCGAUCGUUGGGCAGAGAUGUAAAUAA
This is a messenger RNA of Psilocybe cubensis, 1308 nucleotides long. RefSeq lists its product as uncharacterized. Gene Ontology annotation, biological process: regulation of transcription by RNA polymerase II. The transcript is spliced from 10 exons. Bases 1 to 1308 code for a protein of 435 amino acids. Lineage: Eukaryota; Fungi; Basidiomycota; Agaricomycetes; Agaricales; Agrocybaceae. Gene Ontology annotation, molecular function: chromatin binding. Gene Ontology annotation, cellular component: NuA4 histone acetyltransferase complex; SWI/SNF complex. The record is from RefSeq and is a predicted model, not a curated record.